AUGGUUGACUACAACGUAAACGGAAAGGUGGCUGUUGUCACCGGUGGUACCCGUGGUUUGGGAUUGUACUGUGCAGAAGCCUUCGUCUUGAACGGAGCCUCUGUGGUUGCAAUCACUUCAAGAAAAGCUGAUGCCUGUGCCCAAUCCAAAAAAUACUUGGAAGAUGUUGCUGCUAAGAAUGGCAAGAAGGUCAAGAUCAUAUCUAUUCCAGCUGAUCUCACAGUAGAAGCUGAGGCCAAGAAGUUUUUCGAUGACGUAGCUUCUCAAGUUGACAGGGUCGACAUUGUCAUUGCCAACGCCGGAGCCUCCUGGGGAGCUCCAUUGGAUACCCAUCCUAUUUCUGCCAUCAAGAAGGUGUUGAACUUGAAUGUUGUGGCUGUUUUCCAUACCAUCCAGUUGUUUGCUCCAUUGUUGGAGAAGUCUGGUACUGCCGAAGAUCCAUCGAGAAUACUUAUCAUGUCUUCCGUUGCUUCCUUAGCAGCCAACGACCCUGUAGGUACUUACGGCUAUUUGGCAUCUAAGGCUGGUGUUUCUCACUUGGGUAAGAACUUGGCCGUGCAAUUGGGCCCAAAAAACAUCACAGUCAACUCGUUGGCUCCUGGUUUCUUCCCUUCCAAGAUGUCUGCUGGCUUAUUAGAGGCCGCAGGCUCAAUUAUGGUCGAUACUAACCCAAGAGGCAGAUUGGGUGUCAAGGAAGAUAUCCAGAACGCUACCUUGUUCUUGUGUGCUAAGCAAUCUGGCUACAUUAACGGUAUUGUGUUGCCCAUCGACGGUGGUGCUCACUUGAACAACCCAAGUUCUAAAUUCUAG
Scheffersomyces stipitis CBS 6054 is the source of this 810-nucleotide messenger RNA. RefSeq lists its product as uncharacterized. The record is from RefSeq and is a predicted model, not a curated record. NCBI's taxonomy places the organism in Eukaryota, Fungi, Ascomycota, Pichiomycetes, Serinales, Debaryomycetaceae. The transcript has a single exon. The coding region runs from base 1 to 810 and encodes 269 amino acids.